Oikopleura dioica is the source of this 1440-nucleotide messenger RNA. The record is from the annotation of a GenBank genome assembly. NCBI's taxonomy places the organism in Eukaryota, Metazoa, Chordata, Appendicularia, Copelata, Oikopleuridae.
AUGCCCGUCUUGUCAAAUUCUAGGGCUAGUUCGUAUAGAAAGGCUUUUGGGCCGACGAGGGGGCAGUUUGGGAGUACGCAGAGUAUCAACAAGAUUCCCAAUGAAGGUGCAGAGAAGACGGACUUUUAUACUUCCGAUGAUAUUCAAGCCAUGUACGCCGCAGCGCAGAAUAAAUUUGGAUCCCCAAACGAGCGACUUGGAUCACUGAACUCUCGAUUCGCGAGCUACAUUGAAAAAGUCCGAUUCUUGGAAGAGCAGAAUAGAAUUCUAGAGCUGAAAAUCAAAGCUGCUCAGAAACGGAAGUCUGAAAUUGAAAAUCACCAUGAUACGGCGAGGGAGAUCGAUGCCUUGAGAAUCGCAAUUGAUCAAGAAACGAUGGAGAAGGUCAAGAUGCAGGUUGAGAGGGAUAAUUUGAAGGGAGAUGCUGUUGAACUUAGUCAUAAAAUUGAGGACGAACAUACUUUACGAAAUGAUCUUACAGAUGAGCUUCAAAAGAUGAGAAAAGAUGUUGAUGACGCAACGAUGGUUCGGGUUGAUCUUGAACGCAAAAUCGAAACUGUUCAAGAAGAACUUGACUACACCCGCCGAGUCCGAGCUGAAGAGAUAGAGGAUCUCAAGAAUCAAAUCUCUGAGCAAGGAAUUUCCGUGGAAGUUGACGGUGUCACACCAGAUAUGACGCUUAUUCUUGCCGAGAUUCGAAAAGAAUACGACGUCAUUGCUGCGAAAAACAGAGAUGAAGCAGAAGAAUGGUACAAGAGAAAAUGCUCGGAUUUGGAGGAAAAAUCAAGAUCGAAUCAGGAAGAACUCGAGAAGGUCAACGCCGAAAUCGCGGAGUACAGAAAGCAAGUCACGCGGCUGGAAAUGGAGCUUGAGAGUCUCAGAGGAACAAACGAAUACCUCGAGCGAAAUCUUCAGGACAUGGAAAAACGCUCAGAAGUCGAGGUCCAAUCUUAUCAAGCGCGAGUUUCAAAGCUUCAAGCUGAGCUGGAUCGUGCUGUUAGUGACAUGAAGCGACAUUUGACGGAGUACAAGAACCUUAUGAGCGUGAAACUUUCGCUGGAGAAGGAAAUCGAUACAUACAGAAGCCUUUUGGAGGGCGAAGAAGGGCGGAUUUCAACAAAUGGUUCUUCAGAUUCUGACCGAGACGAUUCAAGCGAAGAUGAGCGCCCACCGGUCCAAAUCAUCAAAACCCCCUCCAAGCCAAUUUCCGCCCCAGCGAUUCCUCCCCGAAUCCCCGAUCGACCAAAACCAACUCAUACAGCGACAAAAGUCGUUGCCAUCAAAGCUCCAGCGAUUCCAAAGCGAGUGGAGCCCUCGAUUAUCAUCAAGAAAACUGCGCCACCAAGUGACUCAAGCUCUUCUGACGACUCUUCUGACUCUUCUUCUGACGAUUCUGAUGACUCAUCGGAAGAUUCUUCUGAUGAUUCUGUUUCUGAGUGA